This is a messenger RNA of Phytophthora infestans T30-4, 1394 nucleotides long. RefSeq lists its product as uncharacterized. The record is from RefSeq and is a predicted model, not a curated record. Bases 18 to 1394 code for a protein of 458 amino acids. The transcript is spliced from 5 exons. Gene Ontology annotation, cellular component: transcription factor TFIIE complex. Gene Ontology annotation, biological process: transcription open complex formation at RNA polymerase II promoter; transcription initiation at RNA polymerase II promoter. Lineage: Eukaryota; Oomycota; Peronosporomycetes; Peronosporales; Peronosporaceae.
AACUUACGUCGCUGACGAUGGCAGGGCUCGUGGAGAAGCUCGUGAACAUUGUGGGGCGCGCCUUCUACUCGGACGAGCAUGUCGUCGUACUCAGUGCCUUAAUUCGUGAGAAGUUUAUGAAGGACGACGAGAUGGGGAACGCUGUGAACCUACAGACGCGUCAAGUGCGCAAAAUCAUGAACGAGCUGCACCAAGACAACCUCGUCUGCGAGGAGGUGCUGAACGACAAGCGGCUGGGCGGCAGCUCGUCCACGUCGUACUGGUACAUUGACUACAAGUACUUUGUGGACGUGGUACAGUACCGUUUGUACUUGAUGCACGAGCACCUUAAAGACAGCGAGCAGCUGGAAAUCGAGCGACAAACAUUCCAAUGCAGCGAUCCAGAGUGUGGGCGAGAGUACACGGCACUAGAGGCGCAAUUACUGCUGAUGCCCGGCCAGUAUCAGUUCCGCUGUGGCCACUGCAAUGAAUUGCUACUGGAAUGUGACAACAACGAUCGACUGUUGCGGGUCCAGAGCUUGCAGCGCAAGUUUAAGGACCAGAUGAACAAGCAGAACGGCUUGCACGAAGGCAUUUACGAGGUGUUACGUCGUAUUGGCGACUUUGUCAAGGAAGGACACGUGCUGCCGAACAAUUUGCCCAGUGACAACCGCGCUGCUGGCCUUGGAGGUAACAGCGCUCGUGCUGCUAAUGCUGCUAAUGGAGGAGGCGGUCGGGGAGGAGGCGGGGGAGGCGGCGGUGGCAACCGCGGAGACGAUCAGAACAGCCAGUCGUACCUGUACCCGUACGGCGCACAAGACCAGGAGAUUAUCGUCGAUAUCGCAGGCAACGACCAGGCUGAGGACGAGUAUUUAACGAGCAGAGAGCGGAAAGAGGACAAGGAAGCAGCCAGCCAACAGGUCGCAGCUCCCCGCGCGCUACCAGAGUUCUUGCAGGGCAGCUCUAUCAGUGGACAUAUGGCAGCGAAGCACUUGCAAGCUGCUGCUGUGGCAGAUGAGAAGCCGAUGUCGAUGGAAACGAGCCUCCAAGGGGUGGAUCCUCUUACUCAGAGCGAGAUGACGGAAGAACAGAGACAGGAAGCGUUCAAACGCGCAUAUAUGGCCGAGCUGGAGAGAUACAACGAAGAGAACCACGAAGGAGAAGUGCAGGUGCAGGUAGACAAGCAGGGCUGGGACGCCGAGAUGAACGGCGACGCGAUGGACGAGGAAGAGCUAGAGGACGUCGAGUGGGAGUGGUGCACAGACGACGAAGGCGGCGUCAACGACGUGGAAGUCACGGUCAAUGGCCAGCCCAAGCGCUUGGACGGAGUGGACGACGAGGAUCUGCUUGAUAUGACGGAGGACGAGUUCCUGAGCUGCUACCGGAUGUGUCUUGCUGAGAGCGGCGCGUCUUAA